Dunckerocampus dactyliophorus (ringed pipefish) is the source of this 4954-nucleotide messenger RNA. It is a transcript of the gene sun2, whose product is annotated as Sad1 and UNC84 domain containing 2. The record is from RefSeq and is a predicted model, not a curated record. The transcript has 16 exons. The coding region runs from base 261 to 2144 and encodes 627 amino acids. Gene Ontology annotation, cellular component: nuclear envelope; meiotic nuclear membrane microtubule tethering complex. NCBI's taxonomy places the organism in Eukaryota, Metazoa, Chordata, Actinopteri, Syngnathiformes, Syngnathidae. Gene Ontology annotation, molecular function: protein-membrane adaptor activity. Gene Ontology annotation, biological process: nuclear envelope organization.
AACAUGUUUAACUACGCGGUACGAUUGUAUAAAACGAUGACGUUGUAAAACAUCACUUAGCGAGAAGGUGGGUCUUAAAUAAGCAAUGUAUGGUUUGACAUAAUAUAUUCGAGAAGCGCUGCUGCGGCUAAAAAAUGUAUUUUGGAAUCUAGUACCGGAAAUAGUUGUUGUGUCUUCUACCUUGUAUUAACUUACCUGGUUGCUGUCAAAAUUUGAAGUCUCAUCCACAACUUCAGACAGUCCGCGUCGCCUAUUGAGUUAUGUCUCGUAGGAGCUGUCGCCUGGUGUCCACCGGUUACUACAACUCAGAUGACGAAUCUGACUCGAGUAGUGUGACAAACAUUUCGUACCGAGAGAACCCAGUCAAGGUUUUCAAGAAAAAGGCGGGCACCCGCAAGGCCGCCUCCCGCACUUCCACUCGAGCCAACAGCAAUGCUAGCGCCACGAACCUUGAGUCGCCUGUUGCCACAGCCAGGAGACCUUCUCUGAGCACCCAGACUGACCUUACAAUGAGGACUGUGUCCUACACCACUCCCAGGCCCACAACUCGGACCUCCCUGACCUCUGCAUCAUCGCCCACACAUCAGACUCCCACCCACUCCCCACUGCCGCAUCCAGAGAGGUUCCGUGGCUCCAACCAGGCGGUACUAUAUCUGCGACCUGACCAGAAUAAGAGCUGCAUAGACAGCUCGGGCUACUCCUCCUCUGAGGGCGCCAACCUUAAACCCCCAGCUACCACAACCAGGACUUGGACCACCACCACAACUGCUACCAACAGCAGCAAAGUCAGAAGUAACAGUGGGUCUGUCGGUGUAGCAUACAGACAUCGAUUCAACAGUGCCCUCUGUGGUUUUAAGGAAUCACUAUCAGCGAUGACCACAAGGAUAAUGCAUCUGACAGAUUUAGCCAGCAAAUGCUUACUCAGCAACCAAACAAAGAAAAUUUGCAUUGCUCUCAUCCUCCUUGUUGCUGUUCUUGCCUGUGUGUGGUUCCUUCCUCCAUUGUUGCCCCCUCUCACUUCUUUCAUGUUCAUCACAAAGUUCCCGUCACAGACUACCAUGCAUCAAACUGUUCCACCCCCCAUUCUUCCUCCUCAAUCAAACACCAUGCUGCCCACUUCAGCAACGGAUCCUGCCUGUGCCUCAGUCCCUUCUGAUGUAGAAGCAAAGAUGCAGCUCCUGUUGGAGAAGCUGCAGUCGAAGCAGGAGCUCUUCUACCAGAUCAAGGCGCAAUUUGAGGUGGACAUGCAGAGUAUGAGGGAUGAGCUCAAGACAGUGAAGUUUGACAGUGGGCAGCAUUUGGACCGGGAAGUUGCUGCACUGGGCAAGCGGAUAGAUGACAAGGAGCAGGAUUUCCACAGGUUCCUCUCCACUCUCAGCACCCGAAUCCAAGAUUUAGAGACCCGAAAUGCUGAGUUGUCACAGGAGGUGUCGUCUAUCCAGCUGCUGCCUCCUCAGGUGCCUUGUCCUGACAUCAGCGCCACCACAUCUGCCCACAAACAUCUCACGCCAGAGCUCCAGCAGGCCAUGGAGAAGUGGCUCACUGACCACAUCCAGGCUCAGGAUGCAAUGAGACCACAGGACAAGGGAACCUCAGACUUGCAGCCCAUUGCUAACAAGAUGGCUGACUUCGCCUUGGAGACUCAAGGUGCCAGCGUGAUCAGCACCCGCUGUUCUGACACUUAUCGUACCCGCUCAGCAUGCGUCACCUUGUUUGGAUUCCCCUUGUGGUAUCCCACCGAGAGCCCACGCACUGUCAUUCAGGGCUACCCGGUGAUGCUUCCAGGCAAAUGUUGGGCAUUCCAUGGUGUCCAGGGGACUCUGGUCAUUGCCCUGUCUCACCCCAUAAGGAUAACGCAUGUGACACUGGACCACGUGCCGCACUAUAACACCCCCAAUGGCCGCAUUGACUCCGCCCCCAAGGAUUUUGCUGUCUAUGGGAUGAAGGAUGAGGCAGAAGAAGGAACGCUGCUGGGAACGUUCACGUACAACAAGGAAGGCGAGCCCACACAGACCUUUGAGCUGACCGACCCCAGUAAUGUGGUCUAUCGAGCUGUGGAGCUGCGCGUCCUCAGUAACUGGGGUCAUGUGGAGUAUACGUGCAUCUACCGCUUCCGUGUGCACGGUGUCAUGGCGGCCACAUGAUUGCCCUCUACGUGGAAGUGGUGAGGCCGCUAAAUCAUUGGCUCUGAUUCUUCCAGAAGAUUCUUUCAGACAUUGUUGCAAUCCAGCAAAAAGCUAAUAUCUCGGCAUUUUCAACAUCAAUCAAUAAGAAAACACAGUGUGGGGAUACAUGCUUUCAUUGGACAGCCAAAAUAUUUAUUUAUAUCUUAUAGUUUUUAGCCACCAGCUUAACCUAGCUAAUAAACAUUAGGUCAGAAUGAUACAUAUCCGCCAUAAAAAAAAAUUCUUGAUUCUUAACAUACUUGAAACUUAUUUUUUCUAGCUUCUUGUCGAUCCAUGAUGCACGUCUUUCUUCUUUGUUAAAUGCACUUGAAUUUUGUAUGACUGCAAAGUCAGGAAGAAAAUGUAUUUAUUUCAGAAUGUGUGUACUUGUAUUUGGGUUGUGGGAUUGUUGCACAGACAUUGAAAAUGCUUGUCUAAAUUGAAACGUGUGAUGGACGACACGUGUGUAUUACUGCCACACUGAAAGGAAAAACUUGUAAAAUUGCGGAAAGUGAGUUAUAAGAAAGUCGUCAUGCUCGGUGAGUAAAGCUUGAGGGAAAAAAAUCAGUAUUUUCAAAGUUGAAUCUACUUCAAAAGGCAUAAUUGUAGGAAACUAACGUUGUAUUUUGUUUUAGAAAAAACUUUAAAUAUUAAAGUAAUUUUUUCUAGUUGAUGAUGGAACAAACUCAAGCAAAAAAAGCAACAUACAGUAGUUAUUUAUCAGCAUGAAACACAAAUGUUAGUACGCAGUCUUGAAAAUAUAGUACGCCUUUAUUCUCACUUCAAGUUAUGACUUGAUUCUUGUCAUGUCACAACUUUUUCUAGUAAUAUCAAAAAAGCAGUUCUAGAGUAAUUUGGACCUUAUUUGCAUAAAAUUCAACAGUGACCGAGUGGUUAGCAUGUAGGUUACACAGUCAAGAGAUCGGGAUUCUCCGCUUGGGCAUUUCUGUGUGGAGUUUGCAUGUUCUUCCCGUGCGUGCGUGGGUUUUCUCCGGGUACUCCGGUUUCCUCCCACAUGCCAGAAACAUGCAUGUUAGCGGCAUAAAAAAUGGAUGGAUGGAUGCAUAAAAUUUAGACUGGAUAAAUAAGUAAAAUCAUUUUUCUAAUAGAAUGAUAUUGUUCUCAUUGUGACUGUAAAGUUGUAGUGUCACAACUUUAUUCUUGUAAAUCCGGCUUAGCUCUCUUUAAAAUUAGAAAUUUAUUUUUGUAAACUUACGACAUUCAUCGGUUAGUAUCGGAACUUUAUUCUCGCCAUCUUUUAAAUUUAUUCCCAUAAAAUUACAACUAUAUUUGUAACGUACAACCUUAUUCUCUUAAAUUUAUGAAUUUUAUUUUUAUAAGGUUAUGGCUAUUUCCGUAAUAUAUGACUUUAUUCUUGUAACUCUUUUAGUAAAGUAUGACUUAAUUCUUAAUUCUCGUAAAUGUACUAAUUUAUUUCUAUAAAUGAUGACUAUUUUAGAAAAUUACAACUUUCUUCUAGUAAUACCACCGUGAUUUUCAUCAAUUUACAAUUUUAUUCUCAUAAUGUUAGGAUUUCAUAUAAUGUACAACUUUAUACUCCUAUUUAAUAUUUCAUAUUUCUAUGAACUUUAUUGUAAUACUUUGACCUGGUUCUUGUAAAGCAUGAGUUUGUUCACAUCACAAUAUGACUUUGGUCUCGUAAAUUAAGAUUUUAUCCUAAAAUUACAAACGUACGGAAAUGACAUAAUUUUCCAGGGAUACGACUUUAUUGUAAUAGUGUUAUUUUUUGUUAUAAAGUACACCUUUAUUCUACUAAAAUUACAUUAUUCUAAAAUUAUAACUUCAGAUAACUUAUUCUCAUUCAAUAGAUUUCCCCUCAUAAUAGCUUUUUUCUGGUGUAAUUCAAUGACUUUUUUUUUCUGUGUGCCUUAAUAUUCCUUAGUAGAAAAAUGUACCUUGCAAUAUUUCAAAUGCAAUAUGACCUGCAAGGUUGUGCAAUUGUCUCAAAGUUCAGCUUGAGUUUUCUUGUUCGACGACACUUUUCAGUGUACAAUUGUUUUUUUAUGAUGAGUCGUGUACCACGGGGGAAUCCUGGUGUAAUCAAUUUGUGCUGCAGCUGUAUAAACUAAAUAUAUGGUACUCUCAAAGAACAUGUAGAAAAAAGGUAGUCCUACUUUAGAUUGUGCAAAACAAAACAGGUACAGAAUCAUUUACAUAAGCCCCUUUUCUACCAGGUUGUUUUUUACCCAGGUAAAAUUGAUCUAUUACCGUAAAUCCAUGUGUUUCAUCUGUGUUUUGCAUUUCCACCACACCUCAAAGUUCACGGUAAUUUAUUCAAAUCCGGCUGAUAAUAUAUGAGGAAGAAAAAUGAAAGUUUGCACCCAAACACUAUCUGUGAACAGAAACACUACAAGUGUGUUCCGCCAAUCAGGGUUCUUCAGCACAAAGCCCAUCCCUCCAAAGUUCCCGGGCAUCUGAAAAACCCGCCAUGCUACCACAUCCCUUUUCAGGGAAAGUUUGAGCUCUGGGUGGAACAUUUUGAACCUUGUAAUUUUGCUGAUUUCUGGUCAUUUUCCAGGUAAACGAGAAAUGUUCCUGUAGUGGAAAAGGGGCUAUUCAUGCAGGUUGAAAAGUAUUGUUUUAUUUUUGGAAGAGUUCAAGUUGUUUUGUGUGGAAUGGAUGCAUUCUAUUUGGCAGGCUACUGUUAUUUAUAAUAAUUCUUUGAAUAUCAUAUUUAAACAAAAUUAAUUGCUAGAAUUGUAAAUUUCAUUUUCAGUUUGAAUGUAUGAGAUGAAUAAAAUGUCUUUUUAACAAGUUUAUUUGAUUGU